Penicillium griseofulvum is the source of this 2043-nucleotide messenger RNA. Its product is annotated as ankyrin repeat domain-containing protein. The coding region runs from base 1 to 2043 and encodes 680 amino acids. Lineage: Eukaryota; Fungi; Ascomycota; Eurotiomycetes; Eurotiales; Aspergillaceae. Gene Ontology annotation, molecular function: protein binding. The transcript has a single exon. The record is from RefSeq and is a predicted model, not a curated record.
AUGAUUUCGCUCCUAGACCUACCUGUUGAAAUCGUGCUGCUUAUAAUCGACUGCCUCUUCUCCCAAUUCGACGCAACGGAACCAGACAACAGUGACGCUUCUAUCGCAACCCAAAAAGACUUAAACGCACUCUCACAAACAAACAAAUGGCUCCAUGACAAGUUGGAGACCCUCUUGUACAAGUUCAAUGCACAACAUUGUGGCCAGACAUCGUUGGCAUUUGGCGCCUUCCGUGGCUAUGACACUGUUGUUCAGAAGUCUCUGGCAGUAGACAAGUCAAAUAUAAUGAGAGAUUUGAGGUUUCCAACACACAACUGUCAAAUCUUCCACUCUCCACUUUGCUGGGCAGUCCAGGGGGGUCACGUCUUUAUGAUCGAUACACUUGUUCAAUCUGGCGCUGAUAUUCAUGGGGAAUGUGUCCAUGAUCGCUGCAAUGCGCAGCUCCUUAGCCAGGCUGCAAGGAAUGGGCAUCUGGAUGUGAUGAAAGACCUUGUAAGAAGAGGUCUCCGUCCAGAAAUCAUGUGGGAAACCAACUUCUCAAAUCUGUUGAAUGAGGAUGAACCUGGGCGCAAAGCCACUCUCCGCCUGGCUGCUGAGGGUGGCCAUAUCCCGUGUGUUGAUUAUACUCUUGCUAUGGAAGAGUAUGAUAAUCUCACUUGCAGACAAUACAUGCACAGAAUAGCGCUGAUUGUGCCUGCGACAGUGGCAAAUGGUCAUAUAGAGUGUGCCCUGUUUUUGCUGAGCCGCAGUGGUAUCCUAGAAAGAACUGGGUUCUGUAACUGUGGAGCCAAGCCUGCCAGGUCUCUAGUGUCCGAUCUUCCCAAACUGACCGCGGUAUUGGAAGACCCAUAUGUGAUGGAGAAAUAUGGCCCUAUGCUUCUUUACCUCGGAGCCGCGACCGGUUGUCCCCCCUUAUUUGAAGAGAUGGUUCGAUUGGGUGUCCAUAUUGAUACAAGAUUCCGCGGGGGAAACACGCCGCUCUGCCUUGCCGUAAUAGAAUCACGAACACCCGAAGAAAUAAAGAAAUUGUUGAAGCUAGGCGCCGGGAUUAACGUGGGGAACUCGCAGAAUCAGACACCACUUUAUCUUGCAACCCUACUUCGGCUCAAAGGAGUCAUGAAAAUGCUCCUAGAUGAAGGUGCCGAUACCGAAGUGCGCGGGAAUCGAUCGAGGCUUGUUCAAACACCCUUGUGCCUCGCUGUUGGCGAUUUCGGGAAUCCCACGUCAAAUACCAACUAUUCAAGACGCGCUACACCCUCACCCAGUAAUGAGAUUGUGUCAUUGUUGCUGGAAAGUGGUGCCAACCCCAACCACGCCGAUCCUGAGUUUGGGAUAACUCCUCUCUGGCUUGCUGUUCGGGGCCACCGCACAUUUCAGCCGUUUAGUAGGGAUGACCUUGUGCGGUUGCUUCUUGAGAAUGGCGCAGAUCCAAAACUAGCAUCACGAAAUCAGUCAAUCUUGUUCUGGGCUAUAUCGCGCUGCCAUUACAAUACGAUUAAGAUGCUCCUUGACUGCGGUGCCAACCCCAAUGAGUAUGCGGGUAGUUUCGAUGGCUCAAAAACCCACUGCUCGAGAAAGCAACUUUCGCCUCUAGCCAAGGCUAUGAAGUUGAAACACUAUGACAUAGCUGAGCUUUUGCUUGAUUAUGGUGCAGACCCUCUUGUCUCGUAUUGGAGGAAGGAAACGUCAUUGGUUAAAGCGACCAAGUCCUUGAAUUGUUCGUUCAUCGGGAAGAUGAUUGCCACUGGCCUGGAUGUGAAUGAGUCUGUGAUGGGCCACACACCUCUUCAUAUGGCUGUCUGGAAAGGUAACGUUGAAGUGGCGGAACUACUGCUUCGGCGUGGAGCAGAUCCGAAUAUCAAGGUUGGGGGAACCACAUGGUAUUCAACAAGUUCAAUUCUGUGGUGGGCUUCGAAUUCUCCGAGUUUCUAUCCUGUUGAAGCUAUGGUAGAGUUGCUAUGUGCGUAUGGCGCCAGGGAGCUAUAUGAUACUAGCAGAUGGUACGCCCCGCGGUUUAUUCCUCCGGUCUCAGGAUACUUAUAG